UUUAUAACCACUGUCUGCGGUAUACAUUAUUACCAUGAAACUUGUCAUCCUCGUGCCCUUGUUCAUGUUGCUUUUCGUCGUCUUGAUGAACUUUGCUCAAUGUUCUCCACAGUUUACAGAGUUAUUCUGCGCCAAUGGACUGAGUUCUAAAAUAAUACAAAAACGCCACGCGUGUUUUAUGAGAGAAUUACCAACUUCGAUGAGAAACGCAUGGAAUAAGUGUAAGAGUAAAGUCUUCAAGAAAAACUCUCGUGGUUACAUCAGAAAAAUGUGUUCUAACACAAAGGCAAAGAACAGUAUGUUUCAAUGCGUAACACAGAAAAUGGCAAACGGACAAGUUAACUUGUCGUCUCUGCGUGGAGAUUUAAAUUUACAGAAUUGUCUGGAAAUUAAUGGGCAAUGAAAUACGUCUUGGCGAAGUACAGCAAUGCUUGGCCUGGUAAAGAGACGAAUGUGCAACAGAAAAAAAUAUAUAUGUGAGAAAGAAUGAGAAGAUGAAGAAAAGAUGUUU
Molecule: messenger RNA, 511 nt
Organism: Limulus polyphemus (Atlantic horseshoe crab)
Lineage: Eukaryota; Metazoa; Arthropoda; Merostomata; Xiphosura; Limulidae
Exons: 7
Coding region: 35-403 (122 amino acids)
Source: RefSeq, a predicted model, not a curated record